AUGCGACCAAACUUAGAUUCCUCCUCCUCCCAACAUAACCCUACAACACCUUAUUUUCCAACCAUGUGUCCGCCACAACAACCGCAAUAUAAUUUUGGCGAGGAUCUUAACGUCAGUGAUUAUGAUUUACUGGAAAGCAUUUGGUCUCCUCCACAAGCUACAGCUCCUAGUCAAGAAAAUCCUCCAACAUCAGAUGCAACACAACAAAAUCCUCCAACAAUAGAGACCGAACAACAAUAUGGUUUUGGUCAUCGUGCUCCGCGACCGCGUUAUUGUUUUACUGGUACUCGUUUUGGACCGGGUCAUCAGUAUUAA
Messenger RNA from Vicia faba (fava bean), 315 nucleotides. Lineage: Eukaryota; Viridiplantae; Streptophyta; Magnoliopsida; Fabales; Fabaceae. The record is from the annotation of a GenBank genome assembly.